CCUCAUUCCCGCUGAAGAGACGCUCACCGCAGCCUCUCACGAGCGUUCGUUCCUUGUUCCUCCGAAUCCGAGUGCCGAGAGUGACAUAGGCUUCGACGCUGGACACACCCUUACUCAGGGUGCAUCGUGACCGUUGGUGAAGUCAUCAUGUGACGCGUCUUCGAGGACUCCUAUAUCACAGCACGGGAAUCCGGAGGACGAUGAGUCCGCUGACCCUGUUGCUAACCCUGACCUUAUUGGAGGCGAACGUCGGCCGCGGCCAGGGCGCGGAAGACGACCUGGAAUCCGAGUUAUUCCCGCCGCCUUCGGCUCGGAGCGCGGCGGUCGUCGCGAUCCAGAAGAAGAAACGGGAGGAAAGCGAGCCGAUGAGCUGCGACGUGGCGAGCCUCAAGUGCGCAUAUCGAGUCGGCUGCGGGAUGGCCCUGCACAACUACAAGAUCGGCUGCUACGGGGUCAUGACGGGGCAGACCCAGAUCUGCCCGGACCAUUGCAAGAAGGCCCUCAUCGCCCUCACCUCCACCGAGGAGGGACAGGAGCUCAUGCGGUGCCGCUGCGAAAACGGGUUCUGCGAGGAGACGAAGCGUCGCAUCGAGGUGUGCCGUCCGGACGUGGUGUGGGCGAACAAUGCGUCUUCGGUCGUGACGUGCAGCGUGGCGCAGUGGAUCUGUGCCGCCGACAACCUCUGCGCAACCGCGCUUCAGUACUACCACCGCUUUUGCCGUGCCAUGUUCCACGGCCGCAAGUGUUCCCCCAGGUGCAACAAUUCCCUCGCCAUCCUCCUCCGCCAAGACAAGGCUCACAAGCUGAAGACUUGCCGCUGCGACGGCUCCGAGGACUACGACUGUGACCGCAUCAAGCAGAACAUGGAGAACCUCUGCUUCCUCCGCCUUGAGGGUAGUGACGUCUCAGAAAAUGAUGUCACCGAGAAUGACGUUCCCGACGACGGGAACGAGAACGAAAACGAGGUGUAUCGGACGUUAGUUAGUGCCGCCGACACCACCAAUGCAGCUGUGAUGCUCGGUGCAAGUCUUCUAGUCCAGGUUGUCCUCAGGGUGUGUCAGAGGUGAACGCAGCCAGCUCCAUCUUUAUCGGAUCUGGUGAAGCGGGAAACGGCGGUGGACGAAAAUAUGAUCAAAUAACUUAUUUAUGCAGACAUUUUUUGUUCUCCAUGAACAAUAUGAGGUGCAGUGCCCCCGAUGCGAAAUGUGCGAAGAAGCCGUCCAUUAUCGCGAGUACAAAGAGUCUUUUUCUGGUUCUUCCUUGUGUCAACAGUAUUAUUCAGAGUGUAAGGAGACAAAAUCUGAGUGACGAUAUGUAUGGUGGACAAUAAAUGCCAUCUAAUCAUUCUCUAUCCCUA
Darwinula stevensoni is the source of this 1357-nucleotide messenger RNA. Lineage: Eukaryota; Metazoa; Arthropoda; Ostracoda; Podocopida; Darwinulidae. The record is from the annotation of a GenBank genome assembly.